This is a messenger RNA of Parascedosporium putredinis, 1731 nucleotides long. The record is from the annotation of a GenBank genome assembly. NCBI's taxonomy places the organism in Eukaryota, Fungi, Ascomycota, Sordariomycetes, Microascales, Microascaceae.
AUGGAUCGCCCCAUGUCUACGCAGGAGCAGCAGCUCUGCAACCUCUUGGUGACUCUACCGUCCCGUUUCAACUAUGUAUACUCUCAGCAAGCGGAGAAGGAGCUUCUCGAAGGCCUGUACUGGACUCUAGCUCGCGGCAAUGAUGCUAAUCUGAGCCUCUUUUUCCCGCCCGGCACCAACCCGACGACGAUGAAGCUGAGCGACGCCCAAGGGGCCGUGGAAGGGGCGGAAUAUACCGAAGCCGCGAGGGGCAAGCGAUGUGGACACAUAUUCAAGGCGGGCGAGGCCUCGUACGCUUGCCGUACCUGUAGCACCGAUGACACAUGUGUGCUCUGCAGCCGGUGCUUUGAUGCGACCGACCAUACCGGACACAUGAUCCGAAUCAACAUCUCCGUUGGCAACAGCGGCUGCUGCGACUGCGGGGAUCAUGAGGCCUGGAAAGUGCCCAUGCAUUGCACCAUCCAUUCCGAGCUCGAAGGCUCCGGCGCUGCGACAGAUAAGGGCAAGGCGACGAGCAAUGUGCCCGAGGAGGUCAGGCAGUCCAUCUCCAUGGCGGUGGCCCGCGUAAUCGACUUCAUUUGCGACGUCAUAUCGUGCUCGCCCGAGCAACUUCGGCAGGCCAAGUCUAAGGAUUCCGUGAAAAAGGACGAACUCGCCUCUCGGCUCUCGGGCGCCUCCUAUGGCAGGGAUGAGCCUGUGCCGAAUGACGGCAAAGUUUUGUACAGUCUUCUCCUGUGGAAUGAUGAGAAGCAUACAAUUACAGAUGUCCAAAAUCACGUUGCGCGUUCUUGCCGCAUUGCCGAGGCCACGGCGUACAAGAUGGCCAUCGAAACCGAUACGAUUGGGCGGAGUCUCUUGAAGCAUGACAGUGACGUUGAAAAGCUCCUCUCGACGGCUAAGAAGCUCGAGGAGAUCCGCGUCACCGUCACCGUGAGGUCUUCUCGUGAUACGUUUCGCGAGCAAAUGUGCGCUAGCAUGAUUGAGUGGCUUAGCGACAUCGCCGGUUGCAGCGUUGGCAACGACAAUACGCUACUCCGCCAGAUCGUGUGCCAGGAGCUCCUCUCCCCUUGGAGGCAGGGCAGCUCUGCGGCACACAGUGCUAUUGGCAAAGACGGGAUCGACGACGAGGCCCUCAUUGCCUUUGAGAUGGAAAGGGAGCAGCGCUUCCAAAGACAUGUCAUACACAAUUUCCAGCGUCUCGCUGCCCAACAGGCUGCACGCAUCCAAGUCAACCGCGCGCAAGACCCGGAUAAUCCUUGGGACCCCGAGGCAAACGUAGGAAUCGAUAGCGAUGAUGACAUUGAAGGUUUCCUUGAUUUCGAUGACGAAGGUUCAGUAUCUAUCCAGGAUGAGGAGGAGGAGGAGGAGGUUGCGGCGGAUGAUGACGUGAUGAUGGUUGAUGCUGCGCCUGCGGCUGGCAACGAAGGGGAGGCCGAAGUUGGGCCCGAAUGGCCCCAGAAUGAGCAAGCCCCGUUGGAGGACGACGAGGCGACCAUGGCUGGAUAUCCACCGCCGCCCCUUCCCCCACCAACCACUGGCGAGGCGGCUCGCAGGGCCAUUGGCCGAGAGCGUGAGCAAACUCCCUCAGACUCUGAUACUACGGAACUGGCAGCGCCAGCAAUAUACGGAGCCAAAGCCAACGCCGAUAUCCCCAAGACUCCCGGAAAGACUCCGAAGCCCGCGGGCUCGAAGCCUGGUCGUUACUGGCUGGAGGCCCCGCAGGCUAUCUAG